CUUAUUAAAUAGAUUGAUUUGGUAAUUUAUUAUGGCAGAGGGCGGUUAUGACCCGUGCGAAUGCGUGUACAGCUAUGAAGGAGCAAUGAGGCGUCUCGUGAGUUUGCUGCGAGAGUCCCAGAACUUCUGCACAGACACAGAGUGCCUCCAAGAGUUACCUGGACCGGAGGCGGGAUCCGCACCCGCUGACCAAGGCAUGUCGUUCUUCAUGAUGGCCAUGAUGUGGAUGUUAGUAGCUACAGUUCUAUUCCUAAUUAGACCUCGCAGUCUGAGGCGAUCGAAGGAUGAGAAACCGGGGCCCAGCUCUAGACCAUCGGGUGGAAGUUCAGACCACCCGGGACCAAGUGGCAGUGGCGGUGGUAGUGGAGAUGCUCCUGGACCAUCGAGACGGUUUGAUGACGAUCCUGGUGUUUCGUCCUAAAUCUUGACCCAAAAUGCCCAAAUCUCUCCAAAGGACAACUAGCGUGCUUACAAUACAAACAGAUAGCAGAGCAGCACUACAUAUCUACGAAGAAAAAAGAAAACUUUGAAACUUUGUCCGAAUCUAAUUCAAGUUGUGGUUUUAGUUUAGCUCUUUUUUCUUCUGGCGUUGUUCUUUAAACCUAUAUUCUAAGUGGCUUUAAAAUUAGGCUCGCCAGAAGUUUGGUGUCAAGUAUGCAAUGAACAAUGUGUAAUUAUAGCUGAUGUAAUUCAUUACAAAGCCACUGUGCCUUCGCUGUAAAAAAUUACCAUAAAAAUUCCAUUCAAAUUAUACAUGCCGAGUAGUACGCAGUAGAGAAAUUUUUAUUUCGGGUUCUGACGCUUAUUUUGGCUUAGUUUAAUUCUCUUUUAACCUUGA
Molecule: messenger RNA, 838 nt
Organism: Symsagittifera roscoffensis
Lineage: Eukaryota; Metazoa; Xenacoelomorpha; Acoela; Convolutidae
Product: small integral membrane protein 14-like
Exons: 4
Coding region: 32-421 (129 amino acids)
Cellular component (GO): endoplasmic reticulum
Source: RefSeq, a predicted model, not a curated record